CUCGACUCCCACGUCAAAUCUCUCCUCCCGCCAUUCGCGUCAGCAUUUCUUGCGGGAAGUGAAUCUAAGAUAUUCUCAGAGUCCCCACGAGCUCUUCUCAAUAUAAAUAAUGCCAUCGAAGUAGUCUAUUGGUUUUGUACUGCUUGCAUGUGCAGAGUUUCGAAAUCAAGGAAGAAGAAACGGGAGAAACGGGAGACAGGAUUGUAUACAUAUGACAAAACCCGCAGGAAUUCCGAUGCAUUUCGACAUGGGUCUGUCCACAAUCCCAUUAGAAAAUGGUAGAAAUCCUAUAUUCUAUAAUUUUGGAGCACACCCCACGAACCUUCCAUGCACCAGUAAUGGUCAACUCAGCCGGUUUCCCAUUUCAUUGGAUUUUAUGGUUUGGGUGUUGGUUCUCCGAAUCUGUGGACAGUUUAGAAUCUUCGAUUUCGAAAAAUACGUUUUGGGUUUUGGUUUUUGUGGAUUGAUUUGACGAGAAGGGGAUGGAUUUGGGCGAACAGAGGUCUCUGGCUGAGACGCCGACAUGGUCAGUUGCGACAGUGACGACGGUUAUGGUGGCGGUCUGUUUCGUAGUGGAGAGAUCGAUUUAUUGGUUUGGGAAGUGGUUGAGGAAGACAAGGAGGAAGGCUGUUCUUGCUUCUUUGGAGAAGAUCAAAGAAGAGCUCAUGUUGCUGGGCCUCAUAUCUUUGAUGUUGGGCCAAUGUGCGAGGUGGAUCUCUGAGAUUUGUGUCGAAUCGUCUCUUUUCAGCAGCCAAUUCUAUCCCUGUUUGGAGGAUGAUUUCGCCAGCACUAACAAUAUCUUAGGUACUGGCUCUGACUCUUCGAAUCGGACGACUAUCCCACAAAGACAACCUGGACCAUCUCCCCAUCAUUGUAGUAAGGGUCAUGAGCCAUUCGUUUCGUACGAAAGUCUAAAACAGCUUCACCGCUUCCUGUUUCUUCUUGGAAUUACUCAUGUCUUGUAUAGUUGCAUCACGGUUGUUCUCUCAAUGAUAAAGAUCUACAGUUGGAGAAAAUGGGAAAACCAGGCAAAUCCGUUAUCUGAUGAAUAUUUACAAGUAAGGAGGAACAUGUUUAUGAAGCGGCAGUCUACCUUUGUUUUUCAUCAUACCUCUCACCCAUGGAGCAAGAACAAGAUUCUCAUUUGGAUGAAUCACAAAUUGCCACUUUCUUACAAUUUCCAUAAAUAUAUGGUGCGCAGCAUGGAGGAUGAGUUCCAUAAAAUAGUGGGCAUCAGCUGGCCACUUUGGAUCUAUGCCAUAUUGUGUAUUUUUGUAAACGUUCAUGGACUAAAUGUCUACUUUUGGCUUUCUUUCAUCCCUGCCAUUCUGGUCAUGUUGGUGGGUACAAAGCUUCAACAUGUCGUUGCCCAGUUAGCUCUUGAAAUUGUGGAAGCAACGGGUCCAUUUGCAGGGAGUCAAUUAAAGCCUCGUGAUGAUCUCUUUUGGUCUAGAAAACCAGAACUUCUGUUGUGGUUGAUACAAUUUAUCUCCUUUCAGAAUGCGUUUGAAACGGCGACAUUUAUCUGGGCAUUGUGGCGUAUAGAGGUGCAAUCAUGUUUCAUGAAGAACCAUUUAAUGGUUUCCAUUCGUUUGGUUUCUGGGAUACUGAUUCAGUUUUGGUGCAGCUAUAGCACAGUGCCUCUCAACGUCAUCGUUACACAGAUGGGAUCCAAGUUCAAGAAAGCUUUGAUUGCUGAGAGUGUCAGAGACUCACUUCAUAGUUGGUGCAAAAGAGUAAAAGACAUAUCCAAGCGCGAUGGAACCACGAGAUCAGUCUGUUCACUCGAAUCAACAAUAGAUGAGAGAGAUGAAAUUAUUACGGUUGUAUCAGGCACUUUGUCUCGGUGCUCUUCCAUAGCCACACACAGAUCAUUCUCACUGAAGCAGCUUGAUGAAGUUCAUAUAGAACCACAGGCAGUAUAUGAGAUAUCAGAUCAGCCUGAACACGAUGGGUCUUUGCAGCAUCCAUGCAUGACAUCUAGUUCAUCCCAAUAAAGAUUGUCGCACGAGUCAGACUUGCCCGCAGACAGUGAAAAUGAUGCAACCAAUGAAGAAGAUUGGUAAGUACAGUUGCAUCUUCUCCAUUGGUUUGAUAACACAAAAUGUUAAGACUUGGAGGUUAUCAAGUUCGAAAGAGAACAUAGCUGCAAAAAGGAGGCAUUAAACAUGAUGAAAUGAAUUCGUUUCACCCAAGUGACACUAUCAUUUGAGGCAUAAUUGUUGUAGAUCAGUGAGCUACUCAGCAUUAACCAUUUUAGGGGGUUUUGAAAUAUCAUGCAGUAUCAAAACAUUUGGUGGUUUGGUUGGGAGCGCAAUAGUUUGCUUGUUGGGAUCAGUCUCUUAGUUCCAUGUUCUGAUGUUGAUGCAGGAUUAACCUGUUAUCAGUUUCAUUUUGGUGGAUUUAUAUAAUACUCAACCUAUAUGUCCUAGAUGGGAAGAUCCUAAUAUUUUGAUCAUUGGCCUUUUUUCAUAAAUGAGAACUGUUAUUUUCCUUC
Molecule: messenger RNA, 2497 nt
Organism: Magnolia sinica
Lineage: Eukaryota; Viridiplantae; Streptophyta; Magnoliopsida; Magnoliales; Magnoliaceae
Product: MLO-like protein 4
Exons: 14
Coding region: 483-1997 (504 amino acids)
Biological process (GO): defense response
Cellular component (GO): membrane
Source: RefSeq, a predicted model, not a curated record